AUGUUUUUAAAAUUCUUUCUUGAUAAAUGUAUUUUAUGUUUCCUGGCUUUGGGUUUGAUUCCAAUUGGAUAUAUAAAUAGAAAGAAUAAGUUUAGGAAAAUUGAAAAUCAGAAAUAUGCCUUAUUCAGUUCUAUAGUUAUGAACAGUUUUUUAAUAUACCUAAAUAAGUUUUUUGGAAUAUUAGGAAUAUUUAAUUUUUUUUUAGGGAAUUAUUUAUGUUUAAUUGGAAUAACAGGUGGUAUAGCCGUUGGAAAAUCAACUUUUUGUAAUUUUCUAAAAAAAAAAGAUGUGGUUGUAAUAAAUGCUGAUGAAAUUACUAGUAAGAUUUAUACAAAAGAUUCUAUAUGCUAUAAAAAAAUUGUAAAACACUUUGGAGAAAAUAUUUUAAAUAAUGAUAAAAGUAUUAAUAGAACCUUAUUGAGAAAAAUAGUAUUUAAUAAUGAAGAAAAUGUUAAAUAUAUCAAUAAAAUUACACAUACUUAUAUUAUACUACAAAUUAUUAAAGAAUGCUUAAAAUAUAAAUUUUUAUAUUUUAAAUAUAAUGUAGCCAUUGAAGCACCUUUAUUAAUAGAAACGAAAUUAUAUCUAUUAACAAGUCCUGUUAUACUUUUAAAAUCAUCUGUAAGAAAUCAAAUUAAACGUAUCUUAUCAAGAGAUAAAAAUUGCACCUAUGAUACAGCCAUGGGUAUUAUCAAGAAUCAGCUACCUACAGAUGAAAAGAUAAAGUACGCAGAUAUUAUUAUUAACAAUGAUGGAGAUAUAUUAGACUUACAAAUGAAAUGUGAUGUGGUAUAUAAUAAAUAUUUAAAAAACUUUUUCUUCUAA
This is a messenger RNA of Plasmodium reichenowi, 825 nucleotides long. Its product is annotated as dephospho-CoA kinase, putative. Bases 1 to 825 code for a protein of 274 amino acids. Gene Ontology annotation, biological process: coenzyme A biosynthetic process. Gene Ontology annotation, molecular function: dephospho-CoA kinase activity; ATP binding. NCBI's taxonomy places the organism in Eukaryota, Apicomplexa, Aconoidasida, Haemosporida, Plasmodiidae. The transcript is spliced from 2 exons. The record is from RefSeq and is a predicted model, not a curated record.